This is a messenger RNA of Astyanax mexicanus (Mexican tetra), 11243 nucleotides long. It is a transcript of the gene abca5, whose product is annotated as ATP-binding cassette, sub-family A (ABC1), member 5. Lineage: Eukaryota; Metazoa; Chordata; Actinopteri; Characiformes; Acestrorhamphidae. Gene Ontology annotation, cellular component: membrane; intracellular membrane-bounded organelle. The record is from RefSeq and is a predicted model, not a curated record. The transcript has 39 exons. Bases 181 to 5217 code for a protein of 1678 amino acids. Gene Ontology annotation, biological process: transmembrane transport; lipid transport. Gene Ontology annotation, molecular function: ABC-type transporter activity; lipid carrier activity; ATP hydrolysis activity.
CCAACACGGGUAGCUUUAGCUUAGCCUGCUGUGUGUGUAUGUAUGUGUAUGUGUGCGUGUUACGGUUAGCUACUGGCUUGAGCUUGAGAAAGCUGUGUCUAAACACAGAGGAGAGGAGGAUAUUACCCGCGUGCAGCGUUUAAAGAUGGAAAACGCCUCAUAGGAGAAAGAUAUGCCUUAAUGUAUUUCAUACCUGUGUCCAGCGUCGAGGUCCGAUCUCGUCCCUUUCCCAGCCUGUUGAAGCAUGCAGCAAAAAUGCAGCCUCUAAGCAGAAGAGAUGCUGGAGUCUGGCAUCAAACCAGGAGCCUACUGUACAAGAACCUUCUGAUCAAAUGGAGAACCAAGCAGCAGAGCCUCCAGGAGUUGAUCCUUCCUCUGCUCCUUUUGGGCCUCCUCAUUCUCAUCAGCACCCUCAACCCUCAUAUCUACUAUGGCAGCAUCAGCACUACCGAGCUUGAAGAGGAGGAGUACCUUUCACUUAAAGGCCUGGGCUACACCCCAAUUACAAAUGUCACCAGUCAGAUUAUGGAGGAAGUGGCACAGGAGCUGCAUAUGCAGGACCGCUUGGAGAUGUUCCCUACUGAAGAAGACCUGGAGAACGCCAGCCUUUACGAACCCCUCGGCUAUGUGGGAGUGGUGUUUCUAGAUAAUAUGUCCUACCGGCUACGAUUUCCCUAUAACCAUCUUCCUCUCCCUAGUGACUACACUGAAUCAAUUGCAAAUUGUUAUUCCAACUAUCUGAACUGCCAUGCUGCUAACUACUGGUACACUGGUUUCAUACGCCUGCAGUCUCUGAUUGACGCUGCCAUCAUCCAGAUGCAGACGAAGCGUUCGGUAUGGAGAGAGCUGAAUGUCCGAGUGGUAAUGAUGGGUCACCCAGGCUCAGUGGAGGUCCAGAAGUUUCCACAUGCACUCAUAUCCAUCUACCUGGUUCUGGCGUUUACACCCUUUGUCUCCUUCCUCAUUGUCAACGUGGCAGCUGAGAAAGAGCAUCGCCUCAAAGACACCAUGAGCAUGAUGGGGCUGUACGACACCUCAUUUUGGCUCUCGUGGGGUCUUCUCUAUGCUGCCCUGGUAACCACCAUGUCUGUUCUGAUGGCUGUUAUUGCUAUAUGGACACCGCUCUUUUCCAACAGCAACUUCCUUAUCAUCUUCCUGUUAAUAUUUCUCUACGGCAUAUCUACAAUCUUCUUCUCCUUCAUGUUGACUCCUCUGUUUAAGAAGCCCAAGUUUGCAAGUACGAUGGGCUCUAUGCUGACGCUGGUCUUUGGCUGUCUGUCUCUCUUUACUGUGCUGAUGAGGGAUUUCCCUCAGUCAGCUGUCUGGCUGCUUUGCCUGCUGUCCCCCAGUGCCUUCUCCAUCGGCAUUGCCCAGGUGGUGUAUCUGGAGGCCCAGGGAGACGGUGCAGUGUUCUCCACUCUAGCUAAUGGCCCUCAUGCACUGUAUGUGCCUCUGCUGAUGCUCUUUUUAGACUGCAUCCUCUAUCUACUCCUCGCUAUUUACCUAGACCAGGUGAUGCCAGGUGAGUUUGGAAUGAGGCGCUCUGUGAUUUACUUCCUGAAGCCUUCCUAUUGGUCGACACGCAGCAAGCGCUAUGUGGAAGUGAGCUCUGUGUAUGAGGUGGAGGUGAAUGGAACUCCUAUGGCUGAUGAAUCUGUGGAGCCUGUUUCCCCUGAGUUCAGAGGCAAAGAGGCCAUCAGGAUCUGUAACAUCCGUAAAACCUAUAAAGAGAAGGACAGCACAGUCGAGGCACUGAGAGGUUUGACGUUUGACAUUUACGAAGGUCAGAUCACAGCCCUGUUGGGUCACAGUGGAGCAGGAAAAUCAACACUCAUGAAUAUCCUAUGUGGCAUCUGUCCUCCAACAGAAGGUUCAGCUACCAUCUAUGGCUCUCCUGUGGCUGAGAUAGCGGAUGGGGCUGAGAUGAAACAGCUUGUGGGGAUCUGCCCCCAGUUCAACAUUAUCUUUGAUGUGCUGACAGUGGAGGAGCACCUCAGGAUUUUUGCAGCCAUUAAAGGCAUCCUGCCCUCUGAAAUUGAUAGUGAGGUUAGAAAAGUUUUGAAGGAUCUGGACUUGGAGAAGAUCAUGGAUGCACAAGCCAAGAACCUAAGUGGGGGCCAGAAAAGGAAGCUGUCUGUGGGCAUUGCCAUUCUGGGAGACCCCAAGAUCUUGCUCCUGGAUGAGCCCACCGCAGGUAUGGACCCAGUUUCACGUCACCAGGUGUGGACUCUACUAAAGAAUCGACGAGCAGGUCGCGUCACUGUCCUCAGCACGCAUUAUAUGGACGAGGCAGAUAUACUUGCAGAUCGUAAAGCAGUCAUCUCUCAAGGUCAGCUGAAAUGUGUGGGCUCUUCUCUCUACCUCAAAACUAAGUGUGGAGUUGGAUACCACCUCAGGAUGUCUGUGACUGAAGUCUGUGAGGUAGACAGCCUUGCAUCAUUGGUCAAGCAGCAUGUUCCGAAGGCUCAGUUGUCAAGGCAACAGGAGGCUGAGCUCACAUUCACGUUGCCUUUUGAGAGCAUGGAAACGUUUCCAGGACUUUUCGCUGAGCUGGACUGUAGGCCCGACCUUGGCAUCAUUAACUAUGGUGUUUCCAUGACAACGUUAGAAGAUGUGUUUCUCCGUCUGGAGGCGGAAGCAGAAGUGGAUCAGGCAGACUACAGUGUGUUUAACCAGGACAAGGUGGAAGAUGAGGGUGACGCAUCCUCGCUGGAUGAGAUGGACCAGAGGCUGCUGACCUUCUCAGACAGCAGGCAGGAUGCAGUGAAGGGCCAUGCCCUAUGGAGGCAGCAGUUCAGCACGGUGGCCUGGCUCCAUAUGCUUAACCUGCAGAGAGAGAGGAAACCCAUCAUAUACAAUGUGACGCUGUUCCUGGUCUUCUUGACUGCAGUGCUGGUUCUGUCUCUGGCUACAGGGAACAUUCAGAUACACUCCCCCGACAGACAGUUCCAGCCUAUCUACUUGCUCGGUCGCCAUGAAUCCCCUCACAAAUAUGCCACCAGCUUGCUAGUGCUCAACUCCUCUGACUCUGAUAUAUCUGGCUUCAUUCACAACCUGGAAUCUCAAGACAUUAAAGUGGAGAUGAUGAAAAAGAUGGACUACAUGUCUGCUGCACCUCACAGUGCUGCCAUCAACGUCACAGGCUCUAGUAAGGGUUUCAGUUACAUUGUAGCCUUCAACAGUACCACAGUGCACUCUCUGCCCAUGGCAGUUAAUGUACUCAGUAAUGCCCUGUACAGAGGCUUCAAUGGUACGGGAAAGAUCAAAACAUGGACAAAACCUUUCGACUAUCAAAUUCCAGAUUCGACAUCCUAUGCUCUGGUUUACAUCGAGGCGGUGAUUCUGGGCAUGCUGGCCGCUGGCAUGCCAGCCUACUUUGCAAUGGAUCACACACGAGAUCGAGAGAUAAAGUGUCGAUCAACAUUGAGGAUCUCUGGUAUGGUGCCGUCUGCGUACUGGUGCGGUCAGGCUGCUGUAGAUAUCCCCUUCUACUACCUCAUCCUCAUCUGCAUGACCAGCACGCUGUUUGCCUUCCACUCCACAAACCUGCUGUCCAACAGCAACGUCAUGUCUGUGAUUCUGUGUCUAAUAGGAUUCGGCCCUGCCAUGAUCCUCUUCACCUAUUGCGUGUCGUUCAUGUUUGCCAAAGUCCAGAGCAACAGAGACUUCUUCUCCGUCAUUUCUAUGAUGGUUUGUGUAGUCUCUGCCUCCAUGGUCCAGCUGGCUUUUGUAAAUGAAAAUCCUGGCCUGACACGAGUCCUACACAACGCGCUAUGCUUCUUUAACCCGCUCUACCCUCUGAUGGGCUGCCUCAACUGCAUUACUAAGGCCACCUUCCUUAUGUCCUUCCAUGAAGAGUUCCUGUGGAAAAAUCUGCUUAUUGCUGUUAUAGCUCCCUACCUCCAGUGCAUCCUGCUGCUCUUCUUGCUGCGAUGGUUGGAGAUCCGCUAUGGAGGCCAGACCAUGAAGAAUGACCAGCUGUGCAGAAUCUCUUCCAAAGCCAAGGGUAAAGUGCAGCGGAACCCAGAGGAAAACGUUGAUGAAGAUGAAGAUAUACUGGUGGAGAAGGCUCGGGUUAAGGAAGCUCUCACCUGCCAGUGCUGUGAAGAGAAACCGGUGGUUGUGGUGAGUAACUUGAGAAAGCAGUAUUCAGGCAAGAAAGAAGGCUUCUCCCUUGGCAAGAAGAGAAAAGUGGCUGCCAAGAACAUCUCCUUCUGUGUCCGUAAAGGUGAGGUUCUUGGGCUUCUGGGUCCGAAUGGAGCAGGGAAGAGUACAAUCAUGCACAUGCUCUCGGGAGACACAAAUCCUACAGCCGGACAGAUUCUGAUGGGAGAUUAUGGCACAGAGUUCAGGCCGGUGGAUAACCCACUUGAACAUGUAGGUUACUGCCCUCAGGUGAACCCUCUCUGGCCUAGGAUCACCCUACAAGAGCACCUCCAGAUCUAUGCUGCCAUUAAGGGCUUACGCCACAAUGAUGUACCAAACAUCAUCAGACGUGUUGUUAAUGCUCUGGAGCUGAAGGAUCAUCUCCACAAACAGGCUAAAAACCUGUCUGCAGGCCUCAAGAGAAAGUUAUGUUUUGCUCUAAGCAUGUUGGGAAAUCCUCAGAUUGUGCUCCUUGAUGAGCCCUCAUCUGGGAUGGACCCUAAAUCUAAGCAGCGCAUGUGGAGAGCGCUUCGUGCAGCUUUUAAAAACAAACAGCGUGGCGCCAUCUUAACCACUCACUACAUGGAAGAGGCGGAGGCUGUGUGCGACCGAGUUGCCAUUAUGGUUUCUGGUCAACUAAGGUGCAUUGGCUCCAUCCAGCAUCUGAAGGCCAAAUACGGCCGAGGCUACAGUCUGGAGAUUAAGCUUCGAGAAGAGCUGACAGGCCUCCAGCAGGUGGCACUCCUGCACAAGGAGAUACUGAGGAUCUUCCCUCACGCUGCACGCCAGGAGAGUUUUGCCACCCUGAUGGUUUAUAAGAUCCCAAUGGAGGACGUUAAAUCACUGGCCCAGGCUUUCUCUCGGUUAGAGGGUGCAAAGCAGAACUUCAAUUUUGAAGAAUAUAACUUCUCUCAGUGCACACUUGAGCAGGUUUUCAUGGAAUUUGCUAAAGAGCAGGAGAACGAGGAGGAGGAGGUAGGCUCCCUCAGCACCACCUUCCAGUGGCAGCGGCUUCGUCAGGACGGCCCGGCUUCCUUCAGUCACCCUGACAGCAUUGUGCACCAGCUGUGAGCCCUUUCUGCUCUCCCUGUCUCUCUCUCUCUCUUUCGCUCCCUCUCAGUCCCCCACUGUUCAUGUGCCACUCUCCUCACUCCAGAUAACGUGUGCCCCUAUAGGAUACGCACACCAGCGAGAGCCCGUUGGCCCACUGGAGUUGGCACAGGCUCUGAAACAGCCAGCAUGAUGGCAUUGUGUGUGUCUCAGCUGACUUACCUACAGCUUUUACGGACAUUGUGUGUUUUUUGUUGUUUUUUUGUUAAUUUUCAGAGAGAUUUUAUUUUAUUAUUGGAAUUCACAUACAGAAGGUUGCACACUCUAUGGACUACUUCAUGUAUUUGUCAUUCACUGGCCUUGGUAGACAGGUGAACAGUGGUUCAAACCUGUGUCUCAAUCUUUCACCGUCCUUUUGUCCUUAUGCAGUGUGUGUUGAGUUUGUUACAAAUUAAGUCAAAACAAAAAAUAAGGAACUCAUGGGAAAGACCUUAUGCCAUCAGGAACCGCGAUGGAACCAAAGCAGGCAACCCAACCACUCAAAUACUUACACACACAGCCACACACACACACACACUAAAAAACACAUCACAUCAACACCGAAAAGGUGCUUUUGGUGUCUGUAGUCUGGAGAUCUAUUGUUAGAUCUAAUGUAUAUAGAUACACAACAAAUCAAGAAAGUCUAGACGUCUUUUUUCUUUUUUUUAUAAAAAAAAAACUAUUGUCUGCAAGCACACACACACAGAGCUAACGAGGGAGGAACUUCAUUCUAGCUGCAUCGCUCAGGCUCGACGGUGUUUUCUUGGCCUCGUCAGAGUACCACAGCCCAGCUGCUGAGAUAUACCAGCACACAACCCUACCAACGGUGGCCUGCCUCGCAGGCAUGCUGAGCUUCCUCUGCCUCUGCUGCAACAGAGGAGCUCCGCAGACUCCUCUCCUCGAACACCAGCACACCAGCGUUUCAGGCCCUUCAACGACGUCCAGCUCUCCAAAGACUGAGGCCUGAUAAUGAUAAGGCAUGGACCUCUCUACAGACCAGUAGGGUCUCAAAGCGAGAAGAUUUAAACUCACAUUUAAGAACUUCUAUCCCCUUGUUCAGUGUCUUGUCUAGCUUUUUUGACUCCUUUUAUUAUUUUUUCUUUUCUUUUUCUUUCUAACUUGCCCGGUGGCCUUCCUAUGGAGAAGUUCAAAUGUCCAAAAUGAUUGAGACAAACGCUUGAGAAUGUAGUUCCCGUGCACUCCGCCCAGACGCAUGUAGCACUCCAGAUCUGUCAGAAACCCAAACAUGGCCUUGGGGCAGCGCGGAAGACUUUGAAGUGAGAGGACUCCCUUUCCGUUUCCAUUUUAAUUAUUAAAAAGGUGAUUACUCGCGAGCAAGGCCUUGAACGCAUGAUGGUAAUAUGAUGCCGUUUUGUUUAGCAGCUCUGUCUCUGCGUGUGUGAGGUGUUUUAUCAUACUGUUGUAGCAAAGAUGAAUUUCCUUAGAGCUUUACACUGGAGAAAUUUAUUUUUAAUGCAGGUUUCAGAUGCACUUUGUCUUUUUUUGUACACCGCAUCAUAUUAACAGUGUUUCUGUCUUUUAUGUAGAAGCUUUUUUGAGUAACAUCUACAUUUGUAUUAAUUGAGUCUUCGGAUGCACCGAAAUGAAAAUUGUUGCUCAAAACAGAAUCUGAACAGAAUUAAACAUUUGAUAGUGGGCUGAAUAUUAAAUAUUAAAUACCAAGCACAGUUCUUUAAAGGUUUUCCUUAAAGUGACAGUCCGUAAAGUUUUCUUUGUCUUUUUUUUUUGUUUUUUUUUUGGAUAGAGUUCUUUUAAAACGUGCAUUGUGUUGUGCUUUCAGGGUUGAUGAUUCUGUAGAUUUUAGCAAGAAGUUGCCAAAUCUCUUCAAUUAUUUGUUUCUUUGGUUCAUUGAUCUGUAAAUGAGCAGAAAGGAGUGAGUUUGUUGUUCCAAUAUCUCCAUUAGCUCCAGUAAUUUUUGUAUCAGCAUCAUUAGCAGUGCUGCAGUUGCUCAGAAAGAAAAUCCCAAGAGGACCUACCAGACUUCUCUGUUUUUACAAAGAACGUAUUGGUCUUUGUAAGGAUGGUCACAGAAACACGUUGAUGCCAUUAAUUAGAAUAUUUUAUCCCUUCCCCACCCAGUAGUACCACUGUUUUCAAUUUAAAAGAACAUUUCUUAAAGACUGCUGCUUUAAAUGUGCCACUUUAUAAAUAAAUUUUUUUGUCUUGCUUUGUCAAAAAGCAGUUACAAAACUCAUUUAUCUCAGCAGGGCUACUCUAAUCAUGAAUAUAUAUUUUAAGCAGUGACAUUCUAGUCACACAGUUACCACAGUAAUUCUAUUCUACUCAUAAAUUUACUUAAGGUACUUAAUCAAUGCAAUUAUAUUAAUUAAUUACCUGAGCAGUGUAAUUUAAAUCACGCGAGUGAAACACACAAAAACAAACAGAUGCUGUAGUAUUGCUCAGCUGGAAAACAGGUAGGAAACUCACACCAAGUGUGAUAAAUGAUGCUGUUUUUAUUUAUUUAUGUGAGUAGAGCGUAAAUUAAAUCUGACAUUUUUUGCUGCAAUAUGAUUUAAAACAAACAUGUUCUUGUUCUGGAUUUAUUUUUCUUCACAAAAACACAAAGUGAUUUAUUUAUUUUAUUUUUAUUUUUUUUUUUUUUUUUGCUUUUUGGUCUAAUCUUUUUGGUUACUAUAUAUUUGGUGCAUCCUAAGUUGAGUCUUUGGCACAUAAACGAUAUAACAGAAGAAUCUAAAUCAGGAAUCUUGUCUCAGUUGACAACAACUGAUAGCUUAACAGGCUGUGUAAUUCUUAUUUUAAAGUGGUUUGUUCUUUUGAAACAGGGAUGUCCAAUCUUAUCUGUUGCAGGUUUUCAUUCCAGCCAAUGAAAAGCACGUGUCCUCAGUUUGAAUAUUCAACGAAUUGCCGGCUGAUUAAACCAGUGGAAUCGGGUGUGCUGCUGACUGUUGUUUAGAAUGAAAACCUGCAGCCAGAUCGACCCUUUACAGAUUAGUUUGGACACUAGUGUUCUAGAAAGAACAAGCAGAUUAUUGUAAGCUUGUUUUUCGUGCAUUUUGGCUUGAACUAUGAAUUAUUGUAUUAUACUUCUGGAAUAAUUAACAUUGAUUUAGUGAAUUUGAAUCGAAAAACUUCACUCAUAUGGUUUCUAUUUUAAAACAGCUAAUGAAUUAGUAUGAGGUUCAGUGCAUAUUGAGUGUUGGAUAUGCUGCACACUAUAUAUUAAGGGUUUCCUGUUCUAAAACAGAACCCCCUUCCACUAAGGAAGAACUCUUAACUAGCUAAUUAGACAGAUCAGGUUUGUUGGCAGCAUAAUGAACACUAAAAUGUGCUCUGUACUGGUUUAGGCCUGGUCCAUAUCAUGUGUAUCUGGAUAUUUUUUUUAGUCUGAGGUUUUUGUUUGUAUUAUGGCCUUCUGUCCACAUAAACUGCAUGUUUUGGUUCCUGGAAAAUGAAUUGUGCUAUUGAAAACACUACAGUGGGCUCUGAGUGGUCUAGCAGUCUAAGCUUGCCAUCAGCAGCCGGAGUCUGAGAGAUUAUAAUUGGCCAUGCUCUCUGUGGGUGGGUAGAUGUCUGUCUUUCCCCACAUCAUUCCUAGUGUGAUGUUGAUCAGCACAGGCAUCUGUUAGAUAGUGUAUCAGAGCUGGGUCGAGUGGACAAGGAGAAAUAAUCUUUAAAAAGACUGAUGUCACAAAGCAUGCAUAUUUCUGCCUGAAUGUCAAAUACCCCUGUACUAUCUAGUGAACUGCAUAAAAGUAUAAAAUUAAAAUGUUUACACAAAGGUAGUACUAACAUCUGCUCCGUUAAAAAGUAAUGAGAGACCACUUAAAAUGAUGAGUUUCUUUGAUUUUACUAAAUUAAAAACCUCUGGAAUAUAAUCAAGAGGAAGAUGGGUGAUCACAAGCCAUCACACCAAGCUAAACUGCUUAAAUUGUUUGCAUUAGUAGUGGCAAAAAAUAUAUAUCCAAAAGCAGUGUGUAAGACUGGUGGAGGAGAACAUGAUGCCAAGAGGCAUAAAAACUGUGAUUCAAAACCAGGGUUAUUUCACCAAAUAUUGAUUUCUGAGCUCUUAGAACUUUGAGUAUGAACUUCUCAUUUUCUGCAAAUAAAUGCUCUAAAUGGGAAUAUUUUUAUUUGGAAUUUGGAAUCGUAGUUUAUAGAAUAAAUAAGCAAUGUUCACGUUACUCAAACAUAUACCUAUACAUAGCAAAAUCAGAGAAACUCUUAAUUUUUUCUCUCUUAAAAAAGAACACCACAUAAGGAGUUUUAAUUUGGGAUUAAACCUCUUUGUUUUACUCCUUUUUUUGUGCAGUGUUUAUUAUUGUCUCUCUUUAUAAGGGUACUAUAUAAACAUUGAGUCAAGAAAAUCUCAUUUUUUUUAAGUAUCUGGAUGCUUGUGGAUUGGAUCUUGGGUGACCUCUGACUGGCCUAAAUCAGCAUGUUAACUCAACCCAUACCCACUGAGAGCCGUUCUUCUGUAUUGUAACUUAAACUCUGAACAAAUCAUCUGUAGAAAAAGCUGUUUAUGUCGGUUUUUGAUUGUUUUUUAUUUUAUUUCCAGGGUUGCUCACAUUUUGUAAAUAUUUCAGUAUUUUUUCUCCUCACAACCCAGUGAAAACAAAAGGGGUUUGAAGUACUGAGCGCUACCGGAAUGCGACAGGAGGGUAGUUGUUAGAGCCUGCUUGAACCAGUCCUCAAAAAUUGUAAUAUGUGUUAAGAUGCAAGGUGCAUUGUGUUGAAUUUGUUAUGUGUGUACUAUAUUUUAUUUAUACAAAAUUUGGGUUUUGGGAGAGAUUUUAAAACAUUUAUACUUAAAUACUUAAAAUAUUUACACUGUACUAAGUCCAUCUGGUGCAUCUAACUCAUGGACCUACAUAAUAUACACAUUUUUAAGUUGUAAUCUGUUUAUUUUGGGGAAUAUGUUUUGCCUUUGGCAUCGGGAGCAGUGUACUCACUCCAGAUCACGUUAGGGAAGCUAACGUGUGCUUCAGCAUCUGCUAAGGAAAAAAAAAACAGAAUCUAAUCUAGGUAAUCAGUAAUCUGAUGUGAAUGUGUUGGAUGUUGUUGAAAUUGUUCUCUUUUAGUUGUUUAAUGCUUUUUUUUUGGUUUGUGAAUAUACAAACUAAGGGAGUGGCAAGUUGCUAUUUUUUAAUGAGCUUUAUUUUUUGCACAUAUGUAGCCUCUUAUACUAGUAUGGUAGAGCAUCUCAGUGAUGUCGUUUUUUUUCCCCCUCUUUCUUAGACUGGGGUUGGGUUUGGGUGUGUUCAGUGAAUAAUAAAAAAAAUAACAAUCUUUUAAUCGAGAUAUUUAUUUCCUCCAAAGUGCAAUAUAUCAAUACCUUCUGUAUCUGUGUGGUCACUGCUUUCUGUAAAUGACGUGUCAUGGCUAACUGCAAUAUUGAUGUUGUCUCUCUUGUGAACUCAGAAGUGUCUUGCAGUGAAAUGUAGCCACUAAUAUGUAACCUUGUAGAAUGCUUUUGCUUUGCACUCCCAUGAUUUUAGUGCUCAGAGCCUGGGAGCCUCAACUAUAGAUCAAAAGUCAACUAUUAUUAUUGAUUUAUUGAUUAAUUAGAAAAUAAAUUUAAACUAUCCACUAUACGGUUCAUUCUGACAGAAGGAUUGCACAGGUUUUCUCAGUUAAUCCUAUUUUAUUUGUAUUAGUAGUCCUCUGAUUGGAGUUCUGAUGCCUCAUUGAUCUCUGUAGUUUCCAUAUUAUAACCUAAACCAUCUUUUUGAGGGAAUAUGAUUCACAUUCAAUUGCUUCAAUCAAAACCCUGGAGAGAUCAUCAACUUUUAUUUAUGUUAAUUUAUGUUUUUUCUGUAUUAUGCAAUCUUUUUAAGAAGUGUGCACUCUUUUCUAGGAACUCGCGUUGUGCCACGUGACCUGAUGUGCUUGUUACUCAUUCAUGUGCUGGUUUACACACACUCCAACAAAGCAAGUCCAUUUAUUUAAUCAUUGUUUGUUGAGAAGCUCAUCUAUGUAAAGCAUUUACCCCAGAGGAUUGAAAUAAAGAAAUUUGUAAAACUGCA